CGGCGGCUAGACUGCGCAUGCGUGUCAGCGGCGUUAGCAGCGGACCGGGCUGGCAGUUCUUUCCUCGGAAGGAGAGAUUCCUCUACGAUGGAGUCCUACGAUGUGAUCGCCAACCAGCCUGUCGUGAUCGACAACGGAUCCGGUGUGAUUAAAGCUGGUUUUGCUGGUGAUCAAAUCCCCAAAUACUGCUUUCCAAACUAUGUGGGCAGACCGAAGCAUGUGCGUGUCAUGGCAGGAGCCCUUGAAGGUGAUAUCUUCAUUGGCCCCAAAGCUGAGGAGCACCGAGGUCUGCUCUCUAUCCGCUAUCCAAUGGAGCAUGGCAUUGUCAAGGACUGGAACGACAUGGAGCGCAUCUGGCAAUAUGUCUAUUCUAAGGACCAACUGCAGACUUUCUCAGAGGAGCAUCCUGUGCUCCUGACGGAGGCGCCUUUAAAUCCACGGAAGAACCGGGAACGAGCUGCUGAAGUUUUCUUUGAGACCUUCAAUGUGCCAGCCCUUUUCAUCUCCAUGCAAGCUGUGCUCAGCCUUUAUGCCACAGGCAGGACCACAGGUGUGGUGCUGGAUUCUGGGGAUGGCGUCACCCAUGCCGUGCCCAUCUAUGAGGGCUUUGCCAUGCCCCACUCUAUCAUGCGCAUUGACAUCGCCGGCCGUGACGUCUCCCGCUUCCUUCGCCUCUACCUGCGCAAAGAGGGCUAUGACUUCCACUCAUCCUCCGAAUUUGAGAUUGUCAAGGCCAUAAAAGAAAGAGCCUGCUACCUAUCCAUAAACCCCCAGAAGGAUGAGACACUGGAGACGGAGAAAGCUCAGUACUACCUGCCCGACGGCAGCACCAUUGAGGGACCUUGGCCCCAGCCCCAGCCUCUGAAGCUGGCCCUCCACCUGCAGAUUGGUCCUUCCCGAUUCCGGGCUCCUGAGCUGCUGUUUAGGCCAGACCUGAUUGGUGAGGAGAGCGAGGGCAUCCAUGAGGUCCUGGUGUUUGCCAUUCAGAAGUCGGACAUGGACCUGCGGCGCACACUUUUCUCCAACAUUGUCCUCUCGGGAGGCUCCACCCUGUUCAAAGGUUUUGGUGACAGGCUACUGAGUGAAGUGAAGAAACUGGCUCCAAAAGAUGUGAAGAUCAGGAUAUCUGCACCUCAGGAGAGACUGUAUUCCACAUGGAUUGGGGGCUCUAUCCUUGCCUCCUUGGACACCUUUAAGAAGAUGUGGGUCUCCAAGAAGGAAUACGAGGAAGAUGGUGCCCGGUCCAUCCACAGGAAAACCUUCUAACGUUGGGACAUCAUCUUCACCUCUCUGAAGUUAACUCCCACUUUAAAACUCGCUUUCUUGAGUCGGAGUGUUUGCGAGGAACUGCCUGUGUAUGCGAGUGCGUGUGUGGGUGCGUGGGUACGAGUGUGUGUGAAUAUGCGAGUGUGGUGUGGCCCAGGGAUCCCGGGGCCCAGAAAGGACGAUGAACUACCCACAAUGGCGAUGGCCUGAGGCCUGGGGUUGACCACUGACUGGCCCUGAUGGGGAAAAGUGCUGGCAGAGGGCCCCAGUCCUGUCACCUGGGCCUUUGUCUGGCUGUGUGGGACUAUGUUUACUACCAGAGGGAGGUAAACCCAACCCCUGCCCCCAGACCUCACUGCUGCCUGUGCCAGGCUGGGCUAGCCCCUCCCCCCAGCCUCCCCAGGGUGGCUUGUCCCAGGCAGCCGCUGCCUCCCUUGUUCACUAUUCAGCUUUUGAUGCCUCUUAAUCAUGCACUGAGGGCUGGGGCCAGGGUUGAGUUCUGUUUGGUUUUAGUGCACGUCGGGCUUGGGAAGCUGGAAAAGCGCUCCAGGAACUCUUACAGAGAUUCUGGGGCCAAGGAGAGGACAGAAUGUCCUCAAGUUCACGUGGGGACCAGGGCCACACUGGGCACUUGAGGAGGACCGGAGUAGUGCUACUUCUGAUCAGCUGCAGAGUUGAUGCUCAACCCCAGCCCCACCCGGGGGUCACAGGAGAGUUUAAGGAGCCUGUUGGCUACAGAUCCUGUUAGUUGCUUUUCAUCCAUUUUUGUCUCAAUGCCACCUUCAGUUUUAUUUAUUAAAGUGUUUGUUCAGUAAGGGGACUGGAAAGAGUGGAGCUCAUCACCUCCUGCCCAUCAGUCACCCUGUUCACACUAAUGUUUACAGCACCUAAGCUUAGUGUAGCACCCAAGGCCCCACCGGUCCCUGCUAGUGGUCAACUGACAGUACCCAUAAGCCUCAGGGCUGGUGUGGGAUUGGAGGCUACCCUAGAGGGCACUCCCACAGCCUCUUUUGUUCUCCCUCUUCCACUUGUUCACUGCCCUGGAAUCAACAGGCUGGCUGCUGGUCAAAUUUGCUAAAAUGGGAAGUAGAACCACUUUCUUUGGCAGAAGCCCCUAGUAAAGGGGGAGUGUUGGAGACCCAGUCCCCUUAGGACCAGAGAAAGAGCUGCAAUGAAAACAGCAUUAACCAAGUUGCCUUUUCCACUCUAGCUGACCAGAGGAGCUAGGCUGUAAAGGCAGGAAAGCCCCUCUGGGCUGAUCUUGUGCCAUUCUUGACUUUGGACCUAUUUGGGGAGGGAGGGAGGGUGCCAGACCAGAGUGCCAGGAGUUGAUGGGCUCAGGCUCAUCUCUGGUCCAGUAGGGCCAGGUGCCUACCCUGGACUGGAUUGCCCCCCUAGCAGUAGUCCAAAGGCCUUCAGCCCAGGUGGUGCAAGGCUGGGGCUAGCAUGCCUUCACUGGCACCCUCACCUGUGGUACCAAGACCCACCCAAUUCCAAAUUCCAGGCAGUAUUCUCCCCCAUGCCAUCCUGUGACCAAAGGCCCCUGCCAGAUGUGGGCCUCAGCAGCAGGUGUGUGUGAAAGCGAUGUGGCGACCCGCGGACUGCAGUGUGCUUAACCAGCUCACCUCCCUUCUCUUAGCCCAAGCCUGUCCCUCGCGCAGCCUCUCACAAACCACGUUGCCUGGUGGGGCCCGGUGUACUUAAAUAAAGUUGUUCCAAUA
Loxodonta africana (African savanna elephant) is the source of this 2987-nucleotide messenger RNA. RefSeq names its product actin related protein 1A (gene ACTR1A). Lineage: Eukaryota; Metazoa; Chordata; Mammalia; Proboscidea; Elephantidae. The transcript is spliced from 11 exons. Bases 88 to 1266 code for a protein of 392 amino acids. The record is from RefSeq and is a predicted model, not a curated record.